Messenger RNA from Dufourea novaeangliae, 1269 nucleotides. It is a transcript of the gene IFT52, whose product is annotated as intraflagellar transport protein 52 homolog. NCBI's taxonomy places the organism in Eukaryota, Metazoa, Arthropoda, Insecta, Hymenoptera, Halictidae. The record is from RefSeq and is a predicted model, not a curated record. Gene Ontology annotation, biological process: cilium assembly; intraciliary transport. The coding region runs from base 1 to 1269 and encodes 422 amino acids. The transcript is spliced from 6 exons. Gene Ontology annotation, cellular component: cilium; centriole; intraciliary transport particle B.
AUGAGUUCGAUUUUCGGUGGUGGUGAUAGUACUAAUAACACGAAUGUCAUUAUUUUUGACGCUUCUAAAUGUGAAAGAAAACUGAAUGAAGUAUUCAAAGUGUUGCAAAGAAAGUUAAAAUCGAAAUGGAAAUUUGUUGAAAAUAACAAUACUUUGACAGAAGAAACGUUAUCAACAGGUAAAGUGUUGGUGCUUCCAGGACCUCAAAAUAAAUUCACUGAAUUGGAAAUGAAUUCCAUUAGGACGUUUUUAAAUUCUUCUGGACAUAUUUUAGUUAUGCUUGGUGAAGGUGGAGAAAAAAACUCUAAUACAAACGUAAACUUCUUAUUGGAGGAAUUUGGUAUAAUGGUGAACAAUGAUAAUGUGAUACGUAUGAGUUAUAGUCAAACAAUGCAUCCAAAAGAAUGUUUAAUCUCGCAAGGAAUUUCAAAUAAGUCAAUAUUUUCUAAACAUCAUGAUGAAUCCAUAGACAUGAAUUUUUUGUAUCCAUAUGGUGCAACUUUGAGUGUAGUUCAACCAUCAACAGUUGCAUUGUCUAGUGGAUCCAUUGCAGUUCCAACAAACAGACCUAUUUGUGCAUACCAUUAUAAUGAAGUCAAUGGUGGUAAAUUAGUAGUUUUAGGUUCAUCAAAAAUGCUAACAGAUGCAUACAUUGAAAAGGAAAAAAAUGAUUUAUUGAGAGAAAUGAUAUUUAACUUUUUCGAAUCAAAAGAAAUUGUACCUAAAGAAUCUCAAAUGGAUGAUGCAGAUUUCUGGGAAUACAAUUUUGUGCCUGAUAUAACACAGCAAGCAGAUAAUCCAAAAGUAUGCACACAGGAUAUGGAUAUGAUGGAUUAUUCUCAUGAUUAUACUAAAUUAUUCAAGCAUCACCUGUAUUCAAUAAAUUUAAACAUGGUUCCAGCUUGCAUAAAGGCUUAUGAAGUUUUAGGUGUAAAACAUGAACCACUUACUUUAAUUCCACCACAUUUUGAAGCUCCAUUACUACCCACACAAGCAUCAGUUUUCCCACCAAGCUUUCAAGAAUUACCACCACCGGCUUUGGAAUUAUUUGAUUUGGAUGAAGCUUUUAGUUCUGAUCUAUUAAAACUAUCUCAAUUAACAAAUAAAUACAUGGCAACAAAAGAUUUAUCAAAAGAUGUGGAAUUAGAUCAUUAUAUUAGGGAAUUCGGUAGCAUUGUAAAAAUAAGCAACUCUAAUAUUCACACAGCUAAAGAAGUAUUAAAUUCUGUCUUUCAAAAUAUUUGCAGCUAUAAAGCUAUGCAUGAAUAA